AUGGAGAACCCUCACGCCGAACGACAAGCAGUUUUGCUAGAGCGUAUUCUCAAGAAUGCUUCGGCGUGUACAGAGAUGAUCCUCGAGCUGAACCACUGUGUGGAGGAAAUACUUCGUGCCAAUGCUUCUGUGAAGAUCGCAGCAGAUUUGGCGACCAAAUACCGCAAAAAUGUCCAGUAUAAUCUAGCAGCAACAACUUUGCACUCCGAGGCUCCGUAA
This is a messenger RNA of Suillus bovinus, 219 nucleotides long. Its product is annotated as DASH complex subunit Dad4. Lineage: Eukaryota; Fungi; Basidiomycota; Agaricomycetes; Boletales; Suillaceae. Bases 1 to 219 code for a protein of 72 amino acids. The transcript is spliced from 3 exons. The record is from RefSeq and is a predicted model, not a curated record. Gene Ontology annotation, biological process: attachment of spindle microtubules to kinetochore. Gene Ontology annotation, cellular component: DASH complex; mitotic spindle.